AAAAUAAACAUUAAGACAUACUAGAAAAUGAUAUUAUAUUUGUUAUUUGAAAACAGAAAUAUGCUCAUUUUGCAGUGUCUCUGGGGUGUGAUGUGCUUUUUUUUAAACUUUAUUAUUCUUUUAAAUAGGGGUAGCUAUAUAUGAAUUACAAAUGGGACACAGGCUAACAGGCUAUCCACCGAGCACCUCUGGUCUCUGUCAGGACUUCUCAGCUGUCAUUCAGCCUGUUAGAGUUUGUGAUGGAGCAGGCCUGAUCCAGCAGCCUAUAACAGACCUGCAUGUGUCCACCUACAGCUCGGUGCUCUCACACUGCGGCGGGCUGACAAUGACUUGAAUGCUGAUUAUUGUGAAGAUCGACAAAGGACACAAGGAAAGGAGGAGAUGAACCGUUUCCUGAGAGCUGGGGAGAAUGGGGGGCUGCUGACGGACUGCAGGGAGCUGUCACCCAACCACACCGCCUCCUCCUCCACCGCCUCCUCCAUCUCCAUCACCUCCUCCUCCUCCUCCUCCUGCAGCGCCGCUGGCUCAGCCGACAGACACGCGGCCCUGCCCUCGCUCCAGACCCGGGGACCUGUCGGCGGUGGCAGCGGCGGCGGGUCGGAGCCGAGGAGAUCCGCGUUUAAACGCAGCCGAGCCGGCCGGGAGGGGAGAGAGGAACCGGGGGCGGCGGAUCACUCAGCGGCUGCCGUCGCGGUGCGCGGCGGCGGCGAGUUGUGCGUCGGAGUCGGUAAGCAGCAGCAGCAGCGUCGGGAGGCUCAAGGACGCAGCGUCGGUGGAGAAGGUCUGGAGAUGAUUUCAGCGGUGUGCAGAGACGCGGACGGCGGCGGCGGCGGCGGGAGCGGCAACAACAGCAACGGCGUCUCCGAAGUGACCACGGCCUCCCCUGCGACGUGCGCCAAAGGCAAGGAGGAGAGGAAGGGGAAAAACGUGAUCCGGGGCUGGAAGAGGGAGAGGGACAGGGACUCCGCCGCUCCUCCAGUCCGGACGAGGAAGGAGAAGCCCGGCGAUGGCUCGUCUCCUCCUCCCUCCGUCUUCCUCCCGUCGCCCGCCCUGCUGCCCGAGCAUCAUCCGUGCCGCGACGGCCCCGGACACUGCCACUGCGCCGCGCCGGACUCCAGGAUCACGGGAGAUAACGGCAACACUAACAACGUAAACAAUAACAAUAACUGCGGGAGUAACGGCGGCGGCGCCGCCAAUAAAACCGCGCUGGAUUGUGGAGUUAAAAGCGGCGGCGGCGGCGCUAUUGUUGUCAGGCGGCAGCAUGACGACACGCCGGCGGCCAAGAAACACAGAGGAGCCGAGAAGGUGGACCCCAUGUUCAUGGUGCCAGCUCCCCCUGCUCCAGGCCACCCCGGGGCCCCCGGAUCCUCUCUGCCUUUGGCCCCCUCCUUCUCCCCUCCGGCCCUGCCCACCUCUAACCCCAAGCAGCUGGCGGUGAGAACGAGGUCUAUAGGCACCAACACCCAGGAUGGAGCCAUCUCAGGGGCACUGGAGGGCGACUCGGCCUGUCUGGGGCCCUGCCAGCCCGGCACCAGCGUCAACCUGGAGGGCAUCGUCUGGCACGAGACUGAGGAAGGUGUGCUGGUGGUGAAUGUGACGUGGAGGAAGAGAACCUACGUGGGAACUUUGUUAGACUGCACCAAACACGACUGGGCUCCUCCAAGGUUUUGUGAGUCUCCCUCCAGUGACCCUGAGUUGCCAGGUGGGCGUGGCCGGGGGAAACGGAUGCGAAUGGCCAUGGCCGAGCGGCCCUGCGUUGAGCCGGCCCCUGCUGCCAAAGUCAGGGGUCUAUCACAGCACAGGAGCCGUGGAGGUGGUGUGGCUGGAACCACUGCACCCAUCCACAGCAAGGGACGGAGAGGGAGCCUGAACCUCAUCAACAGCAACUGCCGAACGCCUCCUUUCUUCACUGUGGAGGAGGUGAAACCUGCCAACAGCACCUCCUCUCUCUCCUCUGGGAAACGAAAGAACAAACCGCCAGCUGACCUGGACCUCAGCCUGGUCUCCACUGACGACAUUAAAAACGGGAACGGGAAGAGGAUCCGAGCCAAAUCCCGCAGCGCCCCAUCCACACCGCAGGGCAAAUCCGAUCCCUCGUUCAUGGACCCUGGAGGAGGUUGUGCCUCCUCGCCACCUCCCCCACCCAUCCUCAUCGACUGUCCCCACCCCAACUGCACUAAACGCUACAAGCACAUUAACGGCCUGCGCUACCACCAGACGCAUGCACACCUGGAGGCUGAGGAGCAGAGGAAGCCUGAGCUGGAGCCCAUGAAGGAUGGGGAGAGUGAAGAACGAUUAUCAGACAGUGAGGACACCAUUAGCAACAUGACAUAUGACCUCUCUGAGACAAACAACAGCACUAAUGCCAACAGCUCCUCUAAGAAACCUGCUCCUCUGUAUAAGGUGACCACGGUGGGGUCUCCUAAGAAUAGACGGCUACUCCUCAGUACUGACCACAGCCCCACAGCCAACUCCAAGACCAGAAAAACCUCACUGCUGAAAGAUGGGCUGAUUGAUGACCUUAGCAAUCUGCCCAUCAUCUCCAACAUGACCGUGGUUCUGGAGAACUGCAUGGUGCCAGACAGGAACUCCACGGUAGAGAUGCCCAAGCUGGAAGCCGAAGGUUUGAUCGACAAAAAGGGAGGUGCACUAGACAAAGGCAAGAAGGCCAACGGGAAGGUAGAGAAGCUGUCCAAGUCACGGACCAACCGGCCGAUCGCUCCGGCUCCUGCUCCUCCCAAGUUGAUCGCCAUACCCAACACAGCAUAUCCGACCGGCACAGCAGAUACUGCCACUUCACAGCAGCCCUCACCCAUGGCAGCCGUAGGCCUCACCAGUAAAAACCUUCCCCUGAAACCCAUCAAACCAAAGCUGAGCAUCGUUGUGGAACCGAGCCUUGUCAAAACCACCCUGGUUACCUGCAACAAAGAGACCAGGAAGAAAGAGAAACGGAGGCUGAAGGACAAACAUAACAAAGAUGCACCAACCAGAACGCCUAAUGGCGACAGCAGCAUAAUCAAAAUGGAAGAUGGUGGUGGUGGUUCUAAAAUGGGUAUCAAGGAAAUUUCUGGAAGCCUUCUGAAGGAGCACCUCAGUAAGCAGGAUGUAAUGAACGGGCUCACGGAGAGCCAGGAGAGCAGGAUGGCCAGUAUCCGAGCGGAGGCUGACAAGGUUUACACUUUUACCGACAACGCCCCCAGUCCCUCCAUUGGUGGUUCAUCGCGGCUUGACUCCAGUGGUAGUUGCUUGGGAACAGCAGACAGCAAGAACAACAGCCCCGCCUACUCGGACAUCUCAGAUGCUGGGGACGAUGGGGGAUCUUCCGAAUGUCGCUCGGAUGGAAUCAGAUCCAAGUCUGGCUCCUCGGCCUCUUCAGAUGUGAGCUCUAACAGUAACCAUGGUAACUCUGGUAAAACCCCGCCCACAGCAUCGGCCCCAUCAUCAAAAGACCCCCAAUCCCCAUACUACCACAGCUACGAGCCCUACUACCUGCAGGGGUACAUGCAGUCAGACAGGCAAAACAGCAGCAGCGCUGCUUUCCACAAAAGCUCUGCCCUAGACGGCAAAGGGAAAGACAGAAAGGAAGAAAUGAAAGAGGAUGACAAAAACUCAUCACAUGAGUUCUCAGACUCAAAGAAAGGCGACGGGCCACCUCAGUCUCAGCUCCAGCUGGCUAUGAGUCAGACCCAGACCGCCUUGGCCCAGUCGCUGUACUACGGCCAGUACUCCAGAGGACUGUACAUGGACCAGAAACUGUUACUGGCCUCCAAAUGCUGUGACCAGACACACAGUGCCAAGCAGAGGGGUGAGAGGGGACAGGGGGUGAGAGACAGUGAGGACGAUAAACAUAUGAGUGGGGGUUCAGCCGGUGGACCCAUGCUAGGUAAAGGCCCAGAUGGUGCUAAGGGUUGCUGUCCCAAACCCGUCCUGUCCUACGUGGAGAUGAGUGAGAGGGGAGAAAGGGGACAGAGUCUGUGCGUAAAGGCUGUGCACGGUGGCAUGGUGGACCAGCACCAGGUCUCGAUGAAAGACUGUGAUGACAUCAAGUCACCCUCCUCUUCCUCUUCUUCAUCACUCCACAACCCAAACAGUCAGACAGAUCUGGACUCAAAUGUUUCCUAUUCCAGUCCCUCAGACGGCCCGGCCUGGGCUCACUGCCUGGCUCACAGCAAAUACUCAGAGCUGCAUGGGGAGGAGGCCGAGGAGGGUGAGGCAGACAGGGGAAAAGAAUGGGGAGUUACCGUGGAGCCUGCCGGGGCCAAGAUGACCUCAGGAGGAGGAGGUGGAGGAGACAGGGGAGGAGGUGUGAGCGGAGAUGCUAAAAAAGCCAGGGUCCAUGGAUCCCACGAUCUCCCGGCCACUAUCGACACAGAGGAUUCAGACAGGCUGGAGGGGCUGGAUGAUCAAUGCCAGGAGCCAAUGGGAGGGCUGUCUGAGGAGUCCCAGAGUGCCCGGGCAGCGGUGUCUCCUCCCAUGACCCCCCAGCAGCCCUACAUCCAGUACCAACACUCCUCCUACCCGCCCUACCUGGCAAUGUGUGAGAGCAGCGGGGGCUCCUACAGAGGGGUGUCCCCAACCCUGGUCCACAAUUACCCAGGUUUCCACUACCCUCUGUACGGUAAGACAGCGGGCAGGGAGGAGUCGGAGGUGACUCCACCCAGCAGAGGAGGAGUGGUGAGCAGCAAGCAGAGCAGCGACCCGUCCUCGUCCUCAGCCAUGGAGCUGCUGCAGCAGCAGAGCCAUCAGUACCACGGAAAAUCACCUGCUCCCGGCGAGAAGGGUUCCCCCGAGGGAGAGAGAGAGACGGAGCGAGAGAGGAACCACGUGUCGUUCGCCCGACACCUCCACACACACCAUCACACACACCUGGGUAUGAGCUACAAUCUGAUGUCAGGACAGUACGACAUCUACCAAGGGUUGAGCUCCAGGUCGCUGGUCUCCAGUCAGCAGGUGUCAGGACACUCCUCUACUGUUGGAACUGGAUUGAUUUGUCAGGAAUGCAGCGUUAAGGUGUGUUCAGACUGAACACUGAAGAUGUGGGUGAUUCUUCAGAGACAGUGAAGGGAAGAAGUAAGGACCAUGUGACCACGUCUCACAUGAGGAGUGGCAGAUUUAUCAGACAUCAAUUCCAUGGUGUUGAAUAAGCUUCGCCUCGCUGAGAGGCAGAGAACAAAAAUUAUAAAACCUCCUUUCAUUUCUUACUAAUGACAACCACCUGUUUUAUAACACGACAUCGAGGAGCAGACGGGACGACAGAGGGACAGAAAGCAGGAUCGGGACCUUUUUGAAGGAGGAACUAUCUGUACAAAUCCAGAUCACUGACUUUUGAAGCUUUCAGUUUUGCAGGAUUUUGACAGAAGCAGGCAGCGCGUAUAAAACUCAACAUCCCAGAGCGCCAUGCACUUAGCCCAGCCGCAGCGGUGGUGUUUAACUUUAUAAAAUGCACAUUUAUCGUUAUAAUGAUGAUGAUAUGACUGAAUGUACUGAUGAUGACUUACAUGCUCCUAAUAGUGUUGAUCGUUUUUUUAAACUCCUAUUGGGAAACAGCAUUAGGAAGCUCCUUAUUAUUCUUAUAUUAUGAUUAUUGAAGUGGUCCUCCUCCCUCCAUAGUGCUGACGCUACAUUUGUAUUACUAACCUGUACUUGAGCGUAACCAUGUUGAUUGUAUUGUCUUUAUGUGAGAGUAAACCUUCACAUCGACCUGCCCAGUGCCAUGUAGGAACCCAGUGGUGUAUAUAUUCUGUACAGAUUCAUGGCAGAGCACUAACAUGCUUUAUCGUACUCUAUGUUGAUCUCCAUCAGCCAUGCAGUGGAGCAGCGGGCAGAGCGGGAAACAGCAACAGAAGCAGAACCCCCAUUUCUUUAUUAGCUGACUUCAGUUCAUCUGCAGCAGUUUGUCCUUUAGGCACAUGUUCCAGUGACGUAAUUUAUUUUGGACAUAUGAUGUUGCUGCACGUAUCCCAUGUGGUUAGAGCUAAGGGUAAGUGUGUCAUUUAGUGAAUGUUAGCCCCAGUUUGUGCCUCUUGUGUAAGCAGCAUUUUUAGAUUGGCGGCUUUUGGAGACUGUCCUCGCGAAAAACAAACAAUCCAAUGCGAUCGAUGUUCAGUUGUAACCGACAAGCGACCUCUAGUGGCUGUGUGAUUCAUGACUCUUGUCUAUCAGGAGCAAAGGUGGAAGUAGCGUGAUGUUGAUAUAGAGCCUCAAAACUUCAGAGACAGUGUUGGGAUGGACAAACAAAGCAUGCUUACUGACACAGGAGACUGCUACAGUUAACGUUGGUACAGCAGUUGGCAAAACGAUCUCACCAUAGGGUCCAUUCAGUAGCUGAUCUAGAGCUUUCAAUCAUCAGAAUCAGAAAUACUUUAUUGAUCCCCGAGGGGAAACUCUUUUGCUACAGCAGCUUGCCUUUACGUCAGUGCACACAGGAAUAGAAGUACUAACCAAAAAUAUAAUACACUAUAAUACAG
Messenger RNA from Siniperca chuatsi (mandarin fish), 6467 nucleotides. RefSeq names its product zinc finger protein 608 (gene znf608). Gene Ontology annotation, biological process: regulation of transcription by RNA polymerase II. Gene Ontology annotation, cellular component: nucleus. Bases 382 to 5025 code for a protein of 1547 amino acids. The transcript has 10 exons. NCBI's taxonomy places the organism in Eukaryota, Metazoa, Chordata, Actinopteri, Centrarchiformes, Sinipercidae. The record is from RefSeq and is a predicted model, not a curated record.